Papilio xuthus (Asian swallowtail) is the source of this 1669-nucleotide messenger RNA. RefSeq lists its product as uncharacterized. The coding region runs from base 244 to 1119 and encodes 291 amino acids. The transcript has 3 exons. Lineage: Eukaryota; Metazoa; Arthropoda; Insecta; Lepidoptera; Papilionidae. The record is from RefSeq and is a predicted model, not a curated record.
UUAAUAGAUGAAGUCAUUAUUUCCAGUUCCACGAAUAAUUUGUCUUACCAUUUCUGAAAAUAAUAAUAGUUAAGUUGGUUAAUCAUUCGUGGACUUUUUUUGUAUAUCUAACAUCCCUUCCUUUUCCUAGAUUUGUGAAUUUUCAAAUCGACGAGAAAUAAAUAGGAACUUUCAAUAAAUGAUGAAACUUUUGUUUAUGUGAAGAAGUGUUAAUUACUUUUUUAGUUUACCUUAUAAGCUAGUAUGAUUUUCCGGUGCAGUUUACUAAUAUGUUUCCUAAGUUUUGCCACAACCUCAGAAGAUUUUUAUAGAGAUGGUUGGUAUAGCCGAGGUGGUUCAGAAUUAGAUAGUAUUUAUUCAUUGUGGCCGUCAGUGCAUAAUGCGGCGAGGUUAAUAAAGCUUCGAAAAAGAGAGACGCAGGAGCAAAUAGGUGCAAACGAAGGUGGAGGAAACGAUAUUAAGUUUCCAAAUCCAGAGACUAAACCAAUACAGUCAUUGGACACUGAAAACAAACAAACCAGUGUUAGUCAUGAUAUCCCAAAUAACACUGCAAAUCAAGAUACUCCGAAAGUUAAUGCCACACCUAAUGAAUCACAAAAAAAUGAUACUAAACCACCACCAAUGGUACCAAAGGUAAUAAAUACCACUGAAUUGAAACAUAAUGAAACAGCUCCAAAUCAACUGGAUAUUAACAAUCCAGGAGUUUUAAAGAGGGGUCUUAUUGUCUUCGGAGGAUUUGCAUUUUUGGCUGGAGCAUAUUUCAUAUGGCACAGAAGGAGCGGCAAGAAAAAUGAUGUCAACAACUCACAUGGUACCAGUGAAACGAAUCAAUUUAGAUAUGGUGUUCUUCAAUCCGAUGACAGAAGAGAUAAUAUGGAACUUUCCAGAAUACCAUUAACAAUGGAAUCAGAUGAUGAUGAUGAUGAAGACUUGGAGAUUUUCGACUUGAAGCAGAAACAGAAAUCAUUGUCCUACGUAAAUCUGCAAACACAGGAAGACGACAUAGUCGCAAACACUAUUGAUUUUGAUAAAGAUAAUAAUCUUUUGUUAGACAUUGAAGACAAUGCAUCUGACACACUUAUAAACUGGUCGAAUAAUGCCAAUAAAUCUGUUAAAUAGUUUUAUAAUACAUUUAAAUAUGAAGAGUUCCGACAACUUCAAAAUGGUCACAUUAACAUAAUGAAGAAAUAUAGUUACACAACUCUUAAUAUAACAAUUAUUUACAAAGUUAAAUAAUUAAAAUGAACAAUAAAACAAUUUAAAUUGUUAAGAUUAUAUGUAUAUUAUAGACCUAUCCCAAAACGCAUCAAUUUCUAAAAAGAAAAGUAUUGGAAAGGGACAAGGAUUUGGCAGGACAGAGGAUAAACAAAUGAAAACAACAGUUAUCUUCUCUGAAAUAAACAAAACCAAGCGCAAAACCCCAGAAUAGAGCAAGAGGAUGAGGGUAGGGGACGCAUAUUUAAGAAUUAACCUUAUUUAUAUCCUUCUUUUCUGUUUAUUAAAAACACCAGCAAAUUACUUUGUUGCAGGUCUUGGGUGGUGCUCACUUGGCUAUUUUAGUCAACCAAGUGACCACUUGUUUGACAACUUCCAGUAUUAAAAAAAAUAUUAUUAUUUUAUCAUUAUCAUCAGCUCACUAUACGUCCCCACCGAGGGGCUCGGAGCCUAC